GAGCAGGGACCCAGCCCCGCCGCGCCGCCCGCACCUUUCCCCAGCCUUCUCCCAGCAGAGGGGAGGCCCGGCAGGGAGAGGUCCCAUCCUCAUGAACGGUCGCAAACAGGGCCCUAAGGAAGCACGGGCGACCCCUGCAGUCCCCGCGCUCCAGGAUUCGGCCGCCAGCGCGCGUCCUGCCUCCCGCAGAUAGCACUGGGGCGCAACCGGGCUCCCAGCUCCAGGCGACGCCAGCGAACAAGCCCCAGCGUUGCGGGCGCGCGCAGACGCCAGCGUGGUGGAGACGCGGUGGCGCGCGCGGCGGCGAGACUGCCCGGAGACGUUUCGCAACACCGAGAGUCUCAGCGUUUCUCGAGAUAGGUGAGGCUGGGCGUUCCGGAAGUGGUUUCCCGGAAGAAGCAUGUCUGCGCCCGCGAUCCGGCCGGAAGUUGCACGCUGAGCCGCGGACACCAUGCAGUCGGAUGAUGUUAUCUGGGAUACACUAGGAAACAAGCAAUUUUGUUCCUUCAAAAUAAGAACCAAGACUCAGAGCUUCUGCCGAAACGAAUAUAGCCUGACUGGACUGUGUAAUCGGUCAUCCUGUCCCCUGGCAAAUAGUCAGUAUGCCACUAUUAAAGAAGAGAAAGGACAGUGCUACUUGUAUAUGAAGGUUAUAGAACGAGCAGCUUUUCCUCGGCGUCUUUGGGAACGGGUCCGGCUUAGUAAAAACUAUGAGAAAGCACUGGAGCAAAUAGAUGAAAAUCUGAUUUACUGGCCCCGUUUCAUUCGACACAAAUGUAAGCAGAGAUUCACCAAGAUCACCCAAUACCUAAUUCGAAUUAGAAAACUUACACUAAAGCGACAGAGGAAACUUGUUCCUUUGAGUAAGAAGGUGGAGCGUAGGGAGAAAAGAAGAGAGGAAAAGGCAUUAAUAGCUGCUCAGCUGGACAAUGCCAUUGAGAAGGAAUUACUGGAGAGACUGAAACAGGAUACGUAUGGCGACAUCUACAACUUCCCCAUUCAUGCCUUCGACAAGGCCCUGGAACAACAGGAGGCAGAGAGUGACUCUUCAGAUGCUGAGGAAAAAGAUGAUGAAGAUGAUGAGGAGGAAGAUGUGGGGAAAAGAGAAUUUGUCGAAGAUGAUGAGGUAGAUGAGAGUGACAUAAGUGAUUUUGAGGAUAUGGAUAAACUGGAUGCCAGCAGUGAUGAAGAUCAGGAUGGUAAAUCCUCCAGUGAGGAGGAAGAAAAGGCCCUUAGUGCAAAACACAAAGGCAAAACGCCCUUGAGAGGACCACUGCGGAGAAAACGAGCCUAUGUGGAAAUAGAAUAUGAGCAGGAGACAGAGUCCAUGGCCAAGGCCAAAACCACGUGAUUUCCCUUUCAACAUUUAUACCCAGGACUGAACAUGCAGAACUGUUUCUUUUUUUAAAAAAAAAAAAAAAAACACAUACACACCUCCAGUUUUUGCUCUUCUGUGUUGUGUUGAACACAAUAUUUGUGUUUUUAUUAUUUAUGCCACGUCAGUGGGGCAAGAAAUCUGGAGUGAGUGAAGAAAGCUAAGUUGUGAACAAGAGUAUUUUUAUAGCAUAUGUGUUGAAGUAACAGCUUGUGCCCGAGAAACUUAACAGAUGAGUUCUUGGAUCUGGGAUGAGAUGACGGAUGUAAAUAUUUCUAAAUUUUAAA
Molecule: messenger RNA, 1662 nt
Organism: Mandrillus leucophaeus (drill)
Lineage: Eukaryota; Metazoa; Chordata; Mammalia; Primates; Cercopithecidae
Gene: MAK16
Product: MAK16 homolog (S. cerevisiae)
Exons: 10
Coding region: 452-1351 (299 amino acids)
Biological process (GO): maturation of LSU-rRNA; maturation of 5.8S rRNA
Cellular component (GO): nucleolus; preribosome, large subunit precursor
Source: RefSeq, a predicted model, not a curated record